Alternaria arborescens is the source of this 426-nucleotide messenger RNA. RefSeq lists its product as hypothetical. Bases 1 to 426 code for a protein of 141 amino acids. The transcript is spliced from 2 exons. The record is from RefSeq and is a predicted model, not a curated record. NCBI's taxonomy places the organism in Eukaryota, Fungi, Ascomycota, Dothideomycetes, Pleosporales, Pleosporaceae.
AUGCCUCUCUUCGGAUCCAAGCGCGAGCCCAGUCCUCCACCUGCUCCUCCUCAAAAACACUCCAUGUUCUCCAGGCGCCGCUCUUCGUCCCCUUCAUACCGGGACACACGCCACAGCAGCUCCACCAGCCGCACUACUACCACACAUACUUCCUCGCCCAAGCGCACAUCUGGCAUGUUCAGCCGUGGCUCCGGAGACCCUAGCAUUGCUACUGCUAAGCAGAGCUUGAUGAACGCCGAGGCAGCGGAGAGGGAUGCUGACCGCGCGCUUUUCGUUGCGAAGAACGCUGUAAGGGAAGCAAGAGAACAUGUUCAUCGCCUAGAGAGGGAAGCUGCUGAGGAGGCGAGACUUGCGAAGAUCAAGCAGGGCGAGGCCAAGGCUCUCGGCAAGAAGGGCAAGUUGCUUGGAAGACACGACCAUGUCUAA